Molecule: messenger RNA, 1311 nt
Organism: Triticum aestivum (bread wheat)
Lineage: Eukaryota; Viridiplantae; Streptophyta; Magnoliopsida; Poales; Poaceae
Product: rust resistance kinase Lr10-like
Biological process (GO): protein phosphorylation
Molecular function (GO): protein kinase activity; ATP binding; polysaccharide binding
Source: RefSeq, a predicted model, not a curated record
UGUGGAUUUAGCACACAAAGGCGUCAAGCAUUCUGCCAGCAACAUGAUAUGCGUGCCAUCCGAAUUGCAGCCUCAUCUGUAGCUGCAUUUGUAGUUCUUUCAUUGAUUGUGGCCACUGUGAUAUAUCUCUCCUUGAAGUCAAGGUACAAUGAAGAGAUAAAUAUGAAGGUUGAAAUGUUUCUCAAGGCAUAUGGCUCAUCAAAACCCACAAGGUACACUUUCCCUGAAGUUAAGAAGAUAGCAAGACGGUUUAAGGAUAAACUCGGCCAAGGUGGAUUUGGAAGUGUGUACAAAGGUGAGCUACCAAAUGGAGUGCCUGUGGCAGUCAAGAUGCUAGAGGGCUCCACAGGAGAGGGAGAGGAAUUCAUCAAUGAGGUUGCAACCAUUGGACUAAUCCACCAUACAAAUAUCGUCCGUCUCUUGGGCUUUUGCUCUGAAGGAAUGAGACAGGCUCUUAUUUACGAAUUCAUGCCUAAUGAGUCACUGGAGAAAUACAUAUUUCCACAAGUUUCUAAUACUUCUCGACAACCCCUAGCACCCAACAAAAUGCUAGAUAUUGCGUUAGGAAUUGCUCGAGGAAUGGAAUACCUGCAUCAAGGCUGCAACCAGCGGAUUCUCCAUUUUGACAUCAAGCCACACAACAUCCUGCUGGACUACAACUUCAACCCGAAGAUCUCAGACUUUGGCCUUGCAAAGCUGUGUGCAAGGGACCAAAGCAUCGUUACCUUGACUGCAGCAAGAGGCACCAUGGGAUACAUCGCACCAGAGCUAUAUUCUCGGAACUUUGGAGGGGUGUCUUACAAGUCAGAUGUGUACAGUUUCGGCAUGCUGGUGUUGGAAAUGGUGAGCGAGCGGAGGAACUCAGACCCAAGUGUUGAGAACCAGGACGAGGUAUAUCUCCCGGAGUGGAUCUACGAGAGAGUAAUCAGUGGGCAUGAAUGGGAGCUUACUUCAGAAAUGACAGUAGAAGACAAAGAAAAGAUGAGGCAGCUGACUAUUGUGGCAUUGUGGUGUAUCCAAUGGAACCCAAAGAAUCGGCCUUCAAUGACGAAAGUUGUAAACAUGCUAACAGGGAGGUUGCAGAACCUGCAGAUUCCCCCCAAGCCCUUUGUGUCGUCUGACAAUCGCCGUAUGCCACAAAACACGACAAACAGAUGAAUAUGCACUGUGUUUUUGUGUAUUUUAUUACACGUUUGAGCGAAGUUAACUCGCAUCUGUGUUGCAAACUGUAAUGCCUUGUACUUCCAUGUCGAAUGUUAAUUCGACUACAUACUGAACUGAACUACGUACAUGGGUCACCUGAUCUGUACC